Molecule: messenger RNA, 1998 nt
Organism: Lycium barbarum (goji berry)
Lineage: Eukaryota; Viridiplantae; Streptophyta; Magnoliopsida; Solanales; Solanaceae
Exons: 2
Coding region: 1-1998 (665 amino acids)
Source: RefSeq, a predicted model, not a curated record
AUGUAUGGGUCUCCGGUCGCCAUCGCUCAAUCAUGGCCGUCACAAGAGCCCUAUCAUGUUGUACCUAACCAGCAGCGACGCAACGGUAGAUACUGCUCUGAUAUAGUAUAUCUAAGACGCGACGAUGUGGGGGUCGAGCGCCUAAAAUAUCCCAUUCUUGUUCCAUCAACUGGGGAUGGAACAAGCGGUUGGCAGCUACAUCCUCAUCGCAUACUAGCUGAGACCUAUGAUGCUGCUGUAGAUGAAUCCAACCACCAAGGCAUUUUGGGGAACAAACCAACAGAAACUGUACAUGUGAAUUCACAUGGUAGUAGUAGCAGAGAAAGAGAUAUCUCUGAACCACCAAUUGGGAGGAAUCCACCCUACGGUAAUGGAUUCAGUGCUAAGGUUGAGUUUCCAUACUUCGAAGGUGUUGAUCCAUGCUCGUGGUUGCGCAAAUGUAACAGGUAUUUUCAGUACCAUAACAUCACAGACCCUCAGCAAAAGCUAGAAUCAGCAGUUCUCCACCUCAAUGGUAAGGCCGAAUCUUGGUUCUUUUCCUAUCAUGUCAGUAAAGGAAGGGUUAGUUGGUCUGAAUUUACUGAGGAGAUUUGUAAAAGAUUUGAAGGAUCAGAAAAUAGCAAGUUAAACCUAAUCAGAGAAUUCAAGAAAAUAGAACAAAAAGGAACUGUCGAUGAGUAUCUAGAGAAGUUUGAGGAGUUGAAAACAUGGGUGUUGAUCAGGAACCCCAGCAUACCUGAAGAGUUCUUUUUAGAAUUCUUCAUUGAGGGGUUAAAAGAUGACAUAAGGCAUACAGUAAAACUUUUGGAUCCCUAUUCUUUCUCCAAAGCUAUAGAAAAAGCUAGGCACCAAGAGAAUACGAUAGAAGCUCAGAUCAAGAAAGGGAGGAACCAAUGGAGUAGGACCACAGUUCCAAGUAACUCUUCCCAAUGGGGAAACACUAGUACUAUGACAAGCUAUAGAAAUGGAGGAACUAACAGUGGCGGUAACCAAAGAGACAAGUUAUUUGAAACUAGGAGAGCCCAAGGACUGUGUUACAAAUGUGGGGAAAAGUAUCAUCAAGGCCAUGUUUGUAGACCUAAACAACUUAAUGCAAUGGAUGCCUACAUGGAAUCAGGAGAGGAGGGUCAAGAUGGAGUGAUAGGGGAACAAGUGGAAGAGCAGAUGGAGAUACCAGAAGAGGAAAUCAUAGAAGGGACUAUCAGUUUAAAUGCCUUGUCAGGCACUGAAGUUCCCAACACUAUAUCCUUAAGGGGGGAAGCUAAAAAGAACAAAUUAACACUUCUGGUGGAUUCAGGAAGCACACAUAGUUUCUUGGAUAUGGAAACUGCUAAGAAAGUGGGGUGUCACAUCAAAGAGGCUUCAACCAUGAGAGUGACUGUGGCAAAUGGUGGACAUCUAAUGAGCAGAUACUGUUGUCCAAAUUUCAAAUGGAAGAUUCAAGGGAUAGAAUUUGAGGACACAUUCAGGAUCCUCAAACUAGGGGGUAAUGAUAUGGUACUGGGUGGGGAUUGGAUGAGAGCACACAAUCCUGUGCUACUAGACUUUGAAGAAUAUAAAAUACAAGUUUCACAUAAAGGGAAAAGGGUGGAACUUAAGGGCAUUUACCAUCAAGCAGAACUCAAGGUUAUGACUGCUAAUGGGGUAAAGCAAUUGUGUAAGAAAGGGCAAGCCAUAUGGGCACAUUUAUUCACCUUAUCAGCAACAAAAGCACAGGAAGAGAAAAAUAUCCCUGAAGAUAUUGCUCAAAUCUUGGAGCAGUUUCCUGAUGUAUUUUUGGAGCCUACAUCACUUCCACCCAGAAGACAACAUGACCACUAUAUUCCACUGAAGCCUGACUCUGCACCAGUGAGCAUUAGACCCUACCGGUACAAUUUCUUUCAAAAAAAUGAAAUUGAAAAACAAGUGAAGGACAUGGUGCAAAAUGGCAUAAUUCAGCCUAGCCAUUCUCCAUUCUCUUCACCGGUCCUUCUAGUUAAAAAUAAGGAUGGGAGUUAG